CAUCUCAUGUCUACUCAGUGUUAGCCCAAUGACGUCGUGAUCUCCAUCUUCCUCCACUCUCCUCUCCUUCUUCUUCUCCCUAUUCCUUUCACUUUUCACCUCUCUAUCAUCUUCUUCUCGCCUUUAUCAAACAGAACAAACACUGAUCUUAAUUACUUUCGUUGUUCUCGUAUCAGUGUGAUACCCCAAGAACAACAUGUCUAGUAGUGGGAUGGAUUUAACUGCAGAAGGAUCGUCUUCUUCCUCGAGCCCUACACUUAGCCGCUAUGAGUCACAAAAGAGAAGGGAUUGGAACACAUUUGGGCAGUAUCUGAAGAACCAGAGGCCUCCAGUGCCUUUAUCUCAAUGCAAUUGCAACCAUGUGUUGGACUUCCUUCGCUACCUGGACCAGUUCGGCAAGACUAAGGUUCAUCUCCAAGGUUGUAUGUUUUAUGGCCAGCCGGAGCCGCCGGCACCCUGCACGUGCCCUCUCCGGCAAGCCUGGGGUAGUCUGGAUGCUCUCAUAGGCAGACUCAGGGCUGCUUAUGAGGAGAAUGGUGGUACCCCUGAGACUAACCCUUUUGCCAGUGGCUCCAUAAGGGUGUACCUUAGAGAGGUCAGGGAGUGUCAGGCUAAGGCUAGAGGUAUCCCUUACAAGAAGAAGAAGAAGACCACGACCACAACGACUGCUACAAAUCAAAGAAUGGGCACUGAUGAAUCCACUACUUCGUCUUCAACCAUGCACUUCUCUUGAUUGAUUCCUCCAUUCUGUUUCAUGAUUCAGCUUCCUCAAGGAAUUAUGCAGGAUGAUCAGUGGUAGGUGUAUCAGAUUAUAAUGAAAGUGGGACGAUUUGUCUUCAGCGAUUUGCUUGCAAGGCGUAAUCAAAUGUAUUGGGAAGCUGAGUUUCUAUGAUCUCUCUCUCUCUCUCUGCCUAUAUUUCACAUAUGGAUGGCAUUGCUUCUGUGUUAUGCUCUUGGGAAUUUGCAAAGCUCCUUGCAGAAUCAAACUCUCUCAUUACUAUGUAUCAUCUUCGAUCUUCAUCACUUUUAUGGAAUGUGCCUUAUAAAUUGAGUGUUCAUCGAUCAAUUUCCUGUAAUCCCACCCCCUUCAUUUUCAUCAUAUACGUAAACAUAUAUAAUUGCUUCUUUUAGUUAUUUUGCAUCUACUAAUUCAUUCC
Neltuma alba is the source of this 1157-nucleotide messenger RNA. RefSeq names its product protein LIGHT-DEPENDENT SHORT HYPOCOTYLS 10. The transcript has 2 exons. Gene Ontology annotation, biological process: response to light stimulus; mRNA transcription. Gene Ontology annotation, cellular component: nucleus. Lineage: Eukaryota; Viridiplantae; Streptophyta; Magnoliopsida; Fabales; Fabaceae. The coding region runs from base 197 to 733 and encodes 178 amino acids. The record is from RefSeq and is a predicted model, not a curated record.